GUCAUCACUUGUGGACCAAACAUAACGUAAAGAAAUCAAUGAAUGAAUGACUCAUUGUUUUUGAAGCAAUGAUUCAGUUAUUAUGGAUUCGUCGCUCAAUUUGGCCCAUCGAUGCCAUCGAAAGGCUGAAUACUUUCUGAAUAACCAUCGAUUCAGAGAAGCCAUUGAAAGCCAUUUAAGAGCUGCCCAUCACAUACAAGAAGCUCUUCUUCAAACUACUUGUCAUCUGAUGAAAGCAUCGCUCGAAACACAAAAAGAUUUUCAUUUAUCACAAGAGAGAGUCUUAAAGCAAAGAGAAAUUUGCGAACAACAGAAACAUUUGAUUUAUAAACAAGAGUUGAUUAAUAGACAACAAUUGAUGGAUAAGUUUGGUCUCAAUUCGCCACAAACUACGCCCGAAGUGGGCACCGCUUUCUCGGAGGGCACCAGUAAAAUGGCCAAUAAGUCUAAUGUAAUGACCGAAUUGAUUCACGUAAUGUCAGAACACGACUCUCUUCUUCAAUUUCUUAUCGAAAGACGAACGGAUUCUUCAUUUCAAAAAACUGGUUCUCAGACAACAGUGACAACAAGUGAACUAAAUUCGCCAACAGAUUCCACAGGCAGUCAUUCGGAUUCAUUAUAUAAAAACGGGUCAAAAAUGCCGAAAGACGAUAAAACAAUUAUCGAAGAAUUGCAAACAAUUAAUGAAAAACUUAGACAAUUAGUCUUCCAGUUGUUCGGCGAACUCGAGUUGUCUCAGAAGGAGAACAAAGAGUUAAGAGAUGAGAACCAGAGGCUUAAGAAUGAGAACAUACAACACGAGCUCAACACAGCUGUUCCCGAUUUACCACCGCUGGAACCGCCGCCUGAAAUACAACUUCUUUAUUAAUUUCUAUACAAU
Messenger RNA from Oppia nitens, 880 nucleotides. RefSeq names its product nuclear receptor-binding factor 2-like. Bases 83 to 868 code for a protein of 261 amino acids. Gene Ontology annotation, biological process: autophagy. The record is from RefSeq and is a predicted model, not a curated record. The transcript is spliced from 3 exons. NCBI's taxonomy places the organism in Eukaryota, Metazoa, Arthropoda, Arachnida, Sarcoptiformes, Oppiidae.